Messenger RNA from Penicillium daleae, 906 nucleotides. Its product is annotated as putative ribosomal small subunit assembly protein. NCBI's taxonomy places the organism in Eukaryota, Fungi, Ascomycota, Eurotiomycetes, Eurotiales, Aspergillaceae. Gene Ontology annotation, biological process: rRNA processing; ribosomal small subunit assembly. Gene Ontology annotation, cellular component: CURI complex; UTP-C complex. The transcript has 3 exons. The coding region runs from base 1 to 906 and encodes 301 amino acids. The record is from RefSeq and is a predicted model, not a curated record.
AUGAAGGCCACCGUCGAAGUGGCGGGUUACACGACCCUUCCACUCCAACUCCCACCAACAUCCAUAUGCCCAACACCAGCAACCCACUACCUCUACAUCCGCCCACACGAGCCACGCAUCCCAGACCCAGACUCCACCCGCUCCCUCUUCAUCGUCAACGCCCCCAUCGACACAACAGAAGUCCACCUCCGCCACCUCUUCAGCACCCAACUCUCCGCCGGCCGCGUCGAGCGCGUAACCUUCGAAGACAUCCCCGUCAAAAAAUCCGGCAUCGCAUCCGCAACGGAACCAAAUCUCUCCCACCGCCCCAACAAAAAGCGCAAGCGCGUCACAGCCGAUGACCUCCAAGGAACCCUAGACUCAAUCAACCCCCCUCAACCUGGGACCGCGCGCUCCAAAAAUCCGGCGCCCACGCCAUCAUCCAUGGAAUCCAGCCUCAAAGCUGCCGCCAAAGCCGCCCGGAAGGGCACAACUCUCCUCUGGGGCGAAGGCAUCCCCGCAGACCGAGUGCCCGCACUAGGUGUGCAGCGGUACCUCUCGCACGAGCGAAGGCGGUACCCGGAGCGGGGCGCGCUGCUGCGCACGGUGAACGAUUUCAUGACUGUCUUUGAGCAGGUGUCUGAGGCGCGGAAGAAGGAGGAGGCGAAGAAGGCUGGGGAGCCGGAUGAGGAUGGCUUCGUUACUGUUACGCAUGGGCCGAAGCUGAAUUCUGUUGCGCGGGAGGAGGAGAUGCGGGAGUUGGUUGAGAGGCGGAAGAAGAAGGAGGAAGGGUUGGAGGACUUUUAUCGGUUCCAGAGUCGGGAGAAGAGGAAGGAGAGGCAGCAGAUGUUGCUGCGGCGGUUUGAUGAGGAUAAGCGCAAGUUGCAGGAUAUUAGGAUGCGGAGGGGGAAGAUUCGGCCCGAAUGA